GUUUUUUUGCGGAGUUGGGCUUCUUCCUCUCUGGUUCGUGUCCACCCACCAAACAGUAUCGUUUCCGGAAUGUUCAUGCCUUCGGAAGGUUCAGAAAUCCUGGAAUUUGAUAGCUAACCAUUCACUGAAAACAAUAACAAUUAACUUUGACAGGUGGUUUCGUCAUGAGGAUCUGGUCAGUUUUGUUUACGCUUGAUGCCUCUCGUGUGGACUUGUUUUGCAAUCUUGCUAGCCAACAACUAACAAGUCAACAGACUAUCUUCCAGCUGAUCAAAACAAGGUCAAUUGACGAUGCGUGGUGAUGGCCUGGGAGAUGGACAGCUCACACGGACCAGGGUCACCCCAAAGAGUUCUGCCCAAAACUGAACAUUCCGAGGUCAAACUGGUCUCCAGAGGUCAGGAAUCCAUCCCUACCUCAUGUGUCAAACAGGAGCGGACAGAAUUAUUUGUUACGAACCCUGAGCCUCAGAGGCCAACGCACAUCAAAGAGGAGGAGUAUGAGACCACAGUCACACCCCUUUUAUUACUUACCAAACAGGAGAGCGAAGACAAGGAGAUUCCUGACUCUAAACCAAUGAAACUUGAGCUUCACGAUCCAACCAGCCAAUCAUGUACAGCCCAAGAGGAGGAGAAAGCAGAGCUGAAGAAGUCUGGAGGAGUGUUCCAUCCAAAGAAUUCCGGUCUCCCUAAGCUUCAGGCCCCCUCUCAGCCCUCGGCAGCUGCAGGCUCCAGUCCUGUGAGUAAGGAGGAAGGUGAGACGGAACCAGAGGUACAGGAGGACCAGGGCCCUGGAGACUGGCUAGCCCCCGUAGAGGACGACGAGGCCCUAGGUGAGUCCCAGCGUCGACGGGGCUUUGAGUCCGCCAGCCGCUCUCUUUCUUCCAUCCUGGGCUCCGACUUGGAGUCAGACGACAAGGAGGGGGAAGAGGACCCCACCUGGGCCCCUGCCGACCCCCAGACCCUCCAGGACGACCCAGACGCUGACAUACCCGCUCUUCGAGAGGCGUCCCCACUGUGGCACAGGAAAAUAACAUCAUCGUCACGAGGUCGAGGCAAAAGAGGUAGAGAGGGAGGUAGAGGUGGUGUUUCCUCGUUUCCAGAACCCAAAAAGAAGCCCAAAAAUUUUUCCUGCCAGGAGUGCGGGAAGGCCUUCAUGUCCCGCCGUGACCGGGAGAGGCACGUUCGCACUCAUAGCGGUGAGAAGCCAUUUCCCUGCCCCAGAUGCGACAAACGCUUCAACGACAGUGGGAACAUGCGUAAACACAUGCUGAUCCACUCGGGGGAAAGGCCCCACCUCUGUCCAGACUGCGGCAGGGGGUUCUCAGAGAGGGGGAAUCUCAGCAGGCACAGGGCCCACAUCCACGGCAGUAUGCCCAAGUCCGAAUGUGAAGACUGUGGGAAGACGUACAUAGAGAAAGGAGGUCUGGACCGCCACAUCAGAUCUGGAGCCUGCUCUGCAACAAGAAAAACAUGACAUUUAUAAAUGAAAAAGGGGCCUACAAUUACAGCCCAGUUUCCAGCGAUCAAACUAUCAAAUAUGGAUAGCGACUUAACAGCCGGUGACAAGAGAGCUCGCUGGGAGAGUUCGGUGAUUCCUUACUGAAGGUAUUUUUCGCAGCAUUAGGGGGUGGGAAGUUUCAUGAAUCGAGAGAAAAUAUUGACAUUAUGAAAAACAGUGCGUAUGAACUGAGAAACUGUAGAAAAAUUGAUAUAAUAGAUGAAGAGAUGAUCUAGUCUAUAUUUGUAUUCUACUUCCUAUCAAUACCUAAAAAUAUAUAUAUUUUCAGCCAUUUUAUUUUCGCAAGACUCAGUAAAAUGACAAAUGGAAAUGGAUAACUGAAUUUCAUUUAAAGUUUGUCCUCCCGAAGAGAGCUUUCUCCGUGAGUGCCUUUAUGAGUGGAGACGGAGAGAAGUGCUUUGUGAAUGUGAUGAUCUGUACUUCACUGUUAAAGUAAACAAUCAUGGAUCAAGAA
This is a messenger RNA of Salmo salar (Atlantic salmon), 1973 nucleotides long. RefSeq lists its product as uncharacterized. Gene Ontology annotation, biological process: regulation of gene expression. Gene Ontology annotation, cellular component: nucleus. NCBI's taxonomy places the organism in Eukaryota, Metazoa, Chordata, Actinopteri, Salmoniformes, Salmonidae. The record is from RefSeq and is a predicted model, not a curated record.